This is a messenger RNA of Candida tropicalis MYA-3404, 2799 nucleotides long. RefSeq lists its product as uncharacterized. Gene Ontology annotation, cellular component: cytoplasm; mRNA cleavage factor complex. Gene Ontology annotation, molecular function: RNA polymerase II complex binding; mRNA binding. The coding region runs from base 1 to 2799 and encodes 932 amino acids. Gene Ontology annotation, biological process: termination of RNA polymerase II transcription. NCBI's taxonomy places the organism in Eukaryota, Fungi, Ascomycota, Pichiomycetes, Serinales, Debaryomycetaceae. The transcript has a single exon. The record is from RefSeq and is a predicted model, not a curated record.
AUGUCCUAUUAUCGUCCCAACUACAAUCAAAAUGGACGUCACAACAGCAAUACUACUAAUAAUAACAACAACAAUAACAACAAGAAUUACUCUUAUGAUGAUUAUUCUGAAUCUGAAUACGAAGAGUAUCCUGAACGUGGAUAUAAUGCUGACGAAUUUGCAUCCCUUUUGAGUGGAUUACGAAAUACCACUCGUGCCAUUCAGAACAUCACUGAUUACUGUGCAGAAUAUAUUGAUUUUGCUACUCCUAUUUCUGAGGACAUAAAGCGACAUAUUCUUAAAACAAAUCCAGACUAUAAAUUGGCAGGGUUUUAUCUUAUCGAUUAUCUUGUCAAGACUAUAGAUCAACCUUAUACAGCAUUGUUUUCUAAAGACUUGUUGAAACUAUUUGUAGAUACUUAUGGUGUUGUUAAUGAUAAUGUUAGAAAAAAAUUGAUUGAUCUUUUCAUUAUUUGGGAGAAUCCAAGUGCUCCAAGAUUUCCAUCCAAUGUAUUGGUUAGAUUACGAAAAUGUAUUAUUUCUGUGACAAAUAAUCCAGAUAUUAUUGACGAAACCAAAGAAGGUAUAUCAAGUCAAGUCCUCGUGCGAGAUUUGAAAGCUCAUAAUAAAUGUAUAACCGAAAGAGAUAAAGAUCUUGAUUUGUUUAAACAACAUCCAUUAGCUGAAUUUUUUAUUGGUGAAGAUUGGGAAAAAUUUGAAAAAGUGAAAACAGACAACUAUGCAUUAACUGCAGAAAUAAAUGGGAUUUUUGAUCAAAUGGAGGGAUUGGGUAUUAGUACAACUAUUGAUCAGGGUCAACGUAAUACGAGUCUUUUCAAUGAGCAAGCAGAAGAGAUUUUUGAUCAAGUGAUGAAAGUUAAAAAGGAACAAGAUAGACAAAGCAUUCAAUGGAAAACUUUUAAACAAGAGAUUGGCCUACUAUUGUUCGAGAGAAAGCAAGAAUAUGAAAAACAAAAAAUUAAAAAAGCUCGAAAGAAUGUUGGCAUUAGAUAUCUUAAGAAUAAUUAUCAUGAAAUUGAUCCAAAUCCAGUCGGAUCUUUUUUCCUGAAUGUGUUAGACGAUUCUGAUGAGUUCAAGGAAGCAGUGAAAAAAUUUGGUAAACCUAUUAAAUUCACUGAUGAAGAUUUGUUAUUUGUUCAUGAAGAAGAUCAAGUCGAUAACUAUGAACCUGGAUCCGACACAGGUGAAAGCAAUGCCCUUAUUGCUUUUCAAAAUGAACCCAGUAGUAAUUCAUUGGGACUUGCUAUUGACUUUGGUAUUUUCAAUGAAACUGAUGAUCCUGGAAUUGAAGAUAAUAUCCCAGCUGGUUCAUCAGAGGAUAAUAACCGUGAAUUAGCAUUGGUUAGAGGAGAUGGAAAUACUGAGACAGCGGUUGCACAAGAGAAUAUGUCAAAAGUUGGUGAAUUACAGUCGAGUUACAAUAGUUCCAAACAGAACCAAUCUGAAUUACUUGAUACCCUGGAGCUUCUUGAAAGAUUCAAAAAUAAAUACCAAGUGAAAGAUUCAUCAAAUGAAAAAUUAUUGACAUCUAGUAGAGAACAGGUGCAGCAACCUCGUGAUAAUGAAUAUGGUCAACAACUACUGCAAUUGCAGAAUAUAAAUGGAGAAGGAAAUACAUCAACAGAGACAAAUACCAAGAGAUUGGAUUCAAGUUCUAUUAUAUCAACCCUUGAAGAGAUUAGAAACAAGUACUUGACUCCAGCUUCUAACAAUGGGAAAAUCGAUGAGACAGAGAGAUCUCCAGUUGAUAAUGGCACACAAUCAGUUAAUACUAGCUCUAUUAGUAACGUGAAUGAUGGAAUGAUGGUUGAUGAAAGUCAAGAAGAACCUGUAGUAAGAACUGAAAAACAAGGUGAAAAUAGAAUUAGAAAUUCUUCUCCAUCAAUCGCCCAUACCCUGAAUGCAUCGCAAACAAUAGCAACACAUUCUACUACUCCAAAAUCAGCUCCAAUUCAAUCAACAACCAAUUUCGAAGAUCAACAUCAAAAACCAAUACCGUCAACAACCAGAAGACCAAGUUUUUCAUACAUGGAGAAGUAUGGUAAUGCCAAACAUCAACAGCUGGUCCGUACAAGUGAAACACUGAACCAACAAACUUUUGAAGACUCUACUUCCACUACAUUAUUACCACCGAGACAACCACAGCCACAAUCACUGUUAGUAAGAAAGCAUCCCGAUCAACAGCAACAAAAAUCACCACAACUACGUAGCCCAAAUGAACCCUUUGUUCCACUACACAGUACGACUACGGGUUCCACCAUAGCACCUGGAAAUAGUGAACAUUUGUCAAUUUCUACACAACAGGAACCUCGACCAUGGUCUCCUGUUCCACCUACAAUUUCUCAAUCACAGUCCGAUCAAAACAAACAAUUAAAGGUAAACGUAUCGUUAGACAUCACAUCGCAUAAUAAUAACCCGAUUUCCAACAACAGUCCACAAUCAAGCGUGGAUGUACUGAAUGAAAUGACAACCAAUAAAAAUUCACCAUCAUUAGCACUGGAAGGUCCUACAAAUACAGAAGUGUCUACAACAUCAUCCUCGACGACAAAGAAGCUAAGAAUAAGUGAUUAUAAACAACAAAAGUCGCUUUCACCAACUAUUAGAGUACCGUCACUGGCCAAAGAAAAGUCCAUUUCAUCUCCUACAGAACAAGCUACUUCACGCCCUCUGUUGGAUUCAACUAGACAUUCACAUUCAUAUGGAGGUUUGGCCAUUCCUAGACGUAAAUCAAGUUUGAAGAGACCAAGUGACUCCAAUAUUUCAUCGUCAAAACCUUCAAAGCUGGUUAGAUUUGAGUAA